UUCGCAGAUCGCGGGGUUGAGCGCGGAGCGUCCUCAUGGUGUCGGUGACCAGGGCGGCGUUCGGCGAGCUGCCCUCGGGGCUGGGCACGGUGGAGCGGUUCCGGCUGCGCUCCGAGCAGCUGCGCGUGGACCUCCUCUCCUGGGGCUGCGCCGUCGCCGCGCUGGAAGCCCCGGACCGGCGGGGCAGCGCCGCGGACGUGGUGCUGGGCUUCGCGGGGCUGGAAGGUUACCUUCAAAAGCAGCCCUACUUUGGAGCAGUGGUUGGGAGGGUGGCCAACCGAAUUGCCAAAGGGACAUUCACCUUGGACGGGAAGGAGUAUCGUCUGGCCAUUAACAGAGAGCCCAACAGCUUGCAUGGAGGCCUCAGAGGGUUUGAUAAGGUCCUCUGGACCCCUCAGGUGCUGCCCAAUGGCGUCCAGUUCUCCCGUGUCAGUCCGGAUGGUGAGGAAGGCUACCCCGGAGAGUUAAAAGUCUGGGUGACAUACACCCUGGAUGGUGGGGAGCUUGUGAUCAACUAUAGAGCCCAGGCCAGUCAGGCCACACCAGUUAAUUUGACCAACCAUUCUUACUUCAACCUGGCAGGCCAGGGUUCACCAAACAUAUAUGACCAUGAAGUCACUAUUCAAGCUGAUGAAUUUUUGCCUGUGGAUGAAACCUUGAUUCCAACAGGAGUCAUUGCUCCAGUGCAAGGAACCGCAUUUGACCUGAGAAAGCCCGUAGAGCUGGGAAAGCACCUGCAGGAAUUUGGCAUCGAUGGCUUUGACCACAAUUUCUGUCUGCAGAGGUCUAAAGACAGGCAUUUUUGUGCAAGGGUACAUCAUGCUGGAAGCGGACGGGUACUAGAAGUAUACACCACCCAGCCUGGAGUCCAGUUUUACACGGGCAACUUCCUGGAUGGCACCCUGAAGGGCAAGGAUGGGGCAGUGUAUCCCAAGCACUCUGGUUUCUGCCUCGAGACUCAGAAUUGGCCCAAUGCUGUCAAUGAGCCCCACUUCCCUUCUGUGCUGCUGAGACCUGGGGAGGAGUACAAUCACACCACCUGGCUCGUCUUCUCUGUGGCUUAGGAAGAGAGAAGGUCUGCUCUAGCAGAGGGCCAGGCUAGGGGUCCCUCGGUGUCUGCCUCCUGUCCAUAGGUUUAGUCUUUGACCGUAAUCCUGUGUUCAAUCCUACAAAUGAUAGCCGUCUUGAUGAUUAGUCUGAAUACUGAUUGCAUUUCCUUACAAAUGGCGUCAGUGUCUUAAGUGACCAGACUUAUUCUUGUUCAGUUCAGAGGGCAAAUGAACCUGACUACCAAUGUCACGAUUGAACGUGUGGCCGUAGCUCAGAAGUGAUACCUAGAACUCAUACUAGUGAACACUCCAUCUCUCUGUA
Messenger RNA from Jaculus jaculus (lesser Egyptian jerboa), 1371 nucleotides. It is a transcript of the gene Galm, whose product is annotated as galactose mutarotase. Gene Ontology annotation, molecular function: aldose 1-epimerase activity; carbohydrate binding. The transcript has 7 exons. The coding region runs from base 36 to 1064 and encodes 342 amino acids. The record is from RefSeq and is a predicted model, not a curated record. Gene Ontology annotation, biological process: beta-D-galactose catabolic process via UDP-galactose, Leloir pathway; glucose metabolic process. Lineage: Eukaryota; Metazoa; Chordata; Mammalia; Rodentia; Dipodidae.